AUGGCCUACUGCCGGCAAGAAGGGAAAGAUCAAAUUGUAUUUGUGACCAAAGAGGACCAUGAAACUCCAAGCAAUGCAGAGCUGGUGGCUGAUGAGGAACAUGCACAGAGGAUGUCAACAGUGGUACGAACACAGGAUGUGUUGGAUAUAGAACAGAUAAACUGGAAUCAGACUGUGAAGGGCAUUAAUUCACAGACAACUGCCACAGAUUGUAAUGUAGAGAUUAUGGUAAAGGAAGAAGAGAAUGAGGAAGUUGCCUUAGAAAUGGCCCUGGCCGAGUGCCUGAUCCUGGGAAUGCCCAUUCGUUCACAGUCACACCUGUUCCGUGUCUCCGCACUCCGCACCUCCGCCCAGCAGCCGCCCCGCGCCUGGCGGGGCUCAGAGACGGGAUGCGGAGCUGGGGGAGGCGGGGCGGAGAAGGGAGGCCGGCCUCCCGGGGCUGAACCCGUAGGACUCGGAGCCAGGGGCCGGCCAGGCCAGGGGCUGCGAGGGCAGAAGCGGCCGAGACCGCCGAGAGGGCUUGUGGAGGGGGCGUCGCGCUCGCAUUACGCUGCCGGAGCCUGCGGCACAGGCGGCGAGGCUGGGCCGAGGGAUGGGGUUUGGAGCAGCCUCCUCCUUUCUCCCCGCAGCCCCAGCGCCUCCUCUCCUCGCUGGGCUGCAGCGCCCGUUAGGCCGCGCAGGGUGAGAGCCUCGCCCGGACUGGAAAGGCGGGCGCGAGGCGAGGCGGCGGCCGGCAGCAGCACACGGCCGCUGUCCGCUGCUGAAGCGCCGGUCGAGGGCGCCACGCUGCCCGCCUGGAUGCGCCUCUACUUCUACGGGAUGCACGGCGUCACCCUGGACGUGCUCGUGUCCUCGGCGCGGCGCUUCGCGCGCAGCCCGGACCUCCGCAUGCUGGGUUUCUCCUCGCCCUACCGCUGCCUGCUGCACUCGCUCACGCACUUCGCCCUGGAGAAGGUCUACCUGCAGCGGCGGGGCUGCCCCAGCGCCUUCGUCUUCAAUUUCCUGCUCUACCCCUCGGCCCACGUGGGCUUGCAGACCCUGGCAGGCCAAGCGCUGCUACUGAGCCUUGGGGGCGGACUGGGGGGCGCGGCGGCACCGGGGGCGCUGGACCUGGCGCUGCAGUACGUGCUGGCGCUCUACCACUGCCAGGUGUUCCUGAAGCGCUUCCUGCGCCUACGGUACCGCCGGCGGCAGCAGCAGAAACAGCAGGGCGCUCCUCCCGCCCUUCCCGGCGCCCGGGCCCUGGCGGCAGCGGGCGGCCGGCGACGACGACCCCGCGGUCUCCGGGGCGCGGGGGGAGCCCCCAGCCAGGGGCUGCCUGACCUGCUCCGUUUUCUCUUCUUCGGAAUGCACGGCUUUCUAGAUGAGAUCUUCUUCACCUUCUUCUUCAACGUGUUGGGGCAAGGGGACGGGGCGGCCAGCGGUCACACAUCGCUCUGGUCCUUCUUUAUGUAUGGCAGCUGCAGCUUCGUAGUGGAAAAGCUCUACUUCCAUCUCCACUACAGCCGGGGCUGGGGCACCUGGAAGCGGGUACCCAUCUACGUGCUCUUCAUCUACGCGUGGGAGUUGUCCUGGGGCCUGGGCCUCCGCAUGUGCGGGGCUUGUUCCUGGGACUAUUCUAACUACCCGCUCAAUUUCAUGGGCCUCAUCACGCUGAUGUAUUUACCUGGUUGGUUAUUCCUUAGUGUCUACCAGGACUUACUUUCCAACGUGCUGUGGCGCGUGCAGUAUGUACCAACUAACUAAGACCA
This is a messenger RNA of Chrysochloris asiatica (Cape golden mole), 1751 nucleotides long. RefSeq names its product transmembrane protein 229A (gene TMEM229A). The transcript is spliced from 5 exons. The record is from RefSeq and is a predicted model, not a curated record. NCBI's taxonomy places the organism in Eukaryota, Metazoa, Chordata, Mammalia, Afrosoricida, Chrysochloridae. Bases 1 to 1746 code for a protein of 581 amino acids.